Molecule: messenger RNA, 555 nt
Organism: Rotaria socialis
Lineage: Eukaryota; Metazoa; Rotifera; Eurotatoria; Philodinida; Philodinidae
Source: the annotation of a GenBank genome assembly
AUGUUGAAUAAAUUUGUGAUAGUUACAUUUUUUUAUUGUACUAUUAAUUUAUAUGCAGUAGGACAUAUCAUUCGACAAGAUCCUAUUGAUGAUUUGUUCAUUUCUCCAGUCAAAUUCGAUUUGAAACAUACACAACUCGGUGAUAACAUAACAUAUUAUUCGUAUCAUAUUCAUGUAUAUUUCCUACAACAGAAUGUGAAUCAAACAAAUGAAGCUAAUCUAUUACGAAAUCGUUUUCUUGAUGAAUUUAAUGUUGAUGCUUGCAAUGACGAGUGUGACACAUGGUGUCCAAAAAUUUGUCAUUGGGAAUUCAAUCAGGCACCCAUUGGACCACAUCCAAUCGGUUCGUGGGGUAUCUAUUUACCUCUUGAACAAUUUAUUGAAGCUGUAUCAUUUAUUUCAAUAUAUCAUGGUAAUCUUACUGUUCUUCUACAUCCUAAUUCUGGUCGUCCAAAAAUUGAUCAUCUUCUCAAUGCAUUUUGGAUUAAAACACUUUUACCACUGGAUGGAGAUCAAUUGACUGAUACUGCACCAAUACCACCUCAUCAAAUUUAA